GUAUUAUUAUUAUUAUCUUUUUGUCUGCGCAAAAUUAGCAAUCUUAAAUGGACAAUACAACGUUCAUCACUUUCACUGUUUGCGAAUUUUUGUUUCAUUAUGGUAAUAUGUGCAGUGAAUUAUAUCGAACUUUAUAUAUAUAACUAAGCCAAGAAUACGCGUUUGGUGUUAUUUUAUUUGGAAAUGUUAAAUAAGAAGGUUUACUUUUCUGCGAUCAAUGUCAUUUGAAGUCUUUUGCCAAAAGUAUAAAACAUAAAAUUUGUCUGUGAAUCGUGAAACGAUGAAGUCUUUCAAUUUUCUAUCAGCAACGGCUUUUUUGCUGGUCACAUUUUGUGUUUAUGUCAAAACGAAGGAAACGUUCGAAUAUUGUUUAAAAAGUGAAAUAAAUCCUGGACUAGUGUCAUGUGUCGGGCAACAAGUUCUUUCUUCGUUGUAUCAAAUCGAUGAACAAAAUAAUUUUACCAUAACCAACGGAUUGACAAUGAUCAAAGAUGAAAGUGUUUCGCAGCGAUCAGUACCAAAUUUAUUCGAUCAGGACCCAAUGGAUUUCAGGGGAAUGCUAGAAAAUGCCGGAGCUAUAGUUGGACAACGUACUCUACAAUGGGACUUAAGUAUGAUACAUUCGGGUCUAUGCUUGCGAAUUGGUCCAUCAGCGGCCUCGAAUAGUUUGCUUGAAUUUGUCAUUGAUCCAAAUAUUGCUCGAGGUGAUAGAUAUAUGGAUGACGAGCAUUCUACAGCUAGAGUUCUAACAAGACAGUUUAUUGUACCGUUUUUACUUGGACUUAAAUUCAAUUUGGUAACCAUUGUGCCGCUAAUAUUUGCCGCAAUAAUUUUACUUUGUAAAAAGGCUGCGUUUCUCGGCAAAUUUGCAUUGUUCAUAACAGGACUAUUGGGUUUCGGUAGUCUAUUUUCACUGAAUGGACUCGCUGGAGGAUUUAGUGGUCUCGGUGGGGGACUCGGUGGCGGGCUCGGUAGCUUCGGUCAUAAGCCGGUAUUCAGUGAUGGAGUUAUACAUAACGAUUAUGGUACGUUGAGUGGAGGAUACUACAAAGUGGACAAUGCCAAUGAAUAUCGGAAACAGCAAGAUCCGAGGAAGGAAGAAUUGGUAGAUAAUUUCUAUGAUUAUGAGAAAAAAGUGUUGUUGAACGAUCGAAAUAAUCCGUUUAAGAAGGAGUUUAAAUUCAAAACAACCGAUGAUCUACAGCAACCCGAAUAUCGAGCAUUUACGUGGAAAACGGUUUGAGCUCGAAUUUUGUGUUACGUUGUCUACUAUUUGUAUAAUUUAAUAAUUUAUUGAAAUAAAGAAAA
Bradysia coprophila is the source of this 1308-nucleotide messenger RNA. RefSeq names its product Osiris 10a (gene Osi10a). The record is from RefSeq and is a predicted model, not a curated record. Gene Ontology annotation, cellular component: membrane. NCBI's taxonomy places the organism in Eukaryota, Metazoa, Arthropoda, Insecta, Diptera, Sciaridae.